UGGUGUUCUGCAUAUGGAAAUGUCUCAUUUUCCCAGUUCUUAACGUGGCCAGCUGACUCUGUGGUCUGGCGGAAGCCCUUGGAGUUCCGUAGUGACUUCAUAGAGGAGCUCCUUGGGACCCAGGGACAGCGCCGAGAUGUCUCAGUUGAGAUGGAAGUCAAAAACCGAUUUACCUCUGUCAAACAAAGCCAGCAAGGUUACCUGGGAAGAACUUGGUUCAGGGUCAAGACCAGUGUCUUCCGAGGACUUAAGAGAGAACCCUGAGUCUCAAAAGAUCACCAUCCCAGGUGGAUUCCACAAGAACGAGGAGCUUCUUAGCUCCCCAGUAUCAUCCGUCACCCUCAGCCAACAUGAGUCUCAACUGUUUACCCCGCUACACAUGGCCAAGGUGAAGAAGAUGUUUGAGGAUGACAUUGCCUCGGCGGGAGCCAUGGACAUGAAGGCAUUCGUGAAGGCCAUGAAGAAGAUUCUGAGCAAUAUGUCAGAUGAGAUCCUAGAGGUGCUGUUUCUGAAGGUGGACACAGACUGUAAUGGCUCCAUCACCUGGCAGAAGUAUGUGGAUUACAUGAUGCGGGAGUUCCAGAGAAAGGAAAAGAUGCAAGCAAGCCAGUACCGCCUGCGCUUCCACCUUCCCAUGAGGAUCAUCCCCCUGAACCAUGGAUGUGAGAUUGUGAAGGUGCAGUUUUUAAUGCAGCGGUUCAAGAGGACAGGGCAUCUUCUGACUGUCACCAAGGAUGGGAUCUUGCAGAUCUGGUCUGAGGGCUACUCGCUGCUUAACUCCUUUAGGCUUAACCAGAUCCAGAAGCUCUAUAACCUGGAGAUGUGGGUCAUCGACAUGGUGUGUCUCUACAACUUGAACCUGAUCGCGGUUGCAUCUACUGAUCAGAAGAUAGAGUUCUUUGAUAUUAGCAACCAUAGCUGUGUCCGGGCCUUCACCUUCGUUGAUCUGGACAGCUGUGUCCUGGCCAUGGACUACUGGUCUGACUAUCACAGAGGUGUGUUCUGCUACGGGGACACCAAAGGCAACAUCAUCAUCUUCACCUCUGACAAUGUGACCCACGGGUUGUUCAACCCCCGAAUCCUUCCCAGGACCUCCAAAUGGGAUCAAUGGACCAAAGUUUCAGCACGGAAGCUACUAAAUGAAAAGUCACCCUUGUACAGGAGUUACCAGCUGAAGGCUCUCCAUCCCAACUGGUGCCAACAGAUCAAGUUCAUCCCCCAGCUGAACAUGGUGGCCUCUUGCUCGGCCAUUGAGAAGUCCUCUCUGGUGCUGACUGUGUUGCCAUCCAAAGCCCAAGAGAACCCCAAGUUUUCGGUGCUGAGCUUGAGAAAAGGGAUUCUUUGCUUUGAUUACUGCCCAGACAAGAACUUAAUGGUGACCGGUGGCUAUGACCCCCUCAUCCGCCUGUGGAACCCCUUCUUCUUAAAAAAACCUGUGUGGCUGAUGAGGGGACAUCAGACUUCCGUGACGCACAUCCUCGUGAACAGCAAGAACAGCAACAUCCUCCUCAGCGUCUCCAAGGACAAGAACAUCCGUGUGUGGGACAUGCUGGAAUACAUAUGCCUCCAGUCCUUCUGCGGGAAGCUUUUUGCCCUGGGGCACUGUCCCAUCACCAGCAUCUACUUCCACAAGAAUGAAGACAGUCUCAUCUGUAGCACCUAUUCAAUUGGGAUCCUCAAAGGGUACUUGGAGACUGAGAGGCCUGGGAAAGCAGGGGAGAAGAGCACAACCUACAGCUUACCCCUGUGCGCUGUCCUCUACAGCAAGAUUUUUAAGCAGGUGGUGAGCGGCUGCCUGAGCAGCCUGGUGAGUGUGUGGGAGGUGGCGACAGGCCGGCGGACCAUGCAGUUCUCCGCGACAGGCGACCAGCAGAUGGAGAUGACCACCAUGUGCCUGGACGAGUCUGAGCGCUGCCUGCUCACAGGUUUGCGUGACGGAAGCAUAAAGAUGUGGAACUACACCAUUGGUGAAUGCCUGCUGGUCUUCCCCAACCCGGACCAUCUGGAGAUUAGUGGGAUUGUCCACAUGAACAGAGCAUUCUACGUGACCGGGUGGAGUAAGAGAAUCACUUGUUUCAUGCCCCACAAGACCAAGCGGGUGCUCACGUGCUACCACUGGCAGAACUUCCACAAGGAGGACGUUCUGAGCAUGGCCAAGUACCAGAACCAGUUCCUGGGGACCUCUUCCUACAACGGGGACAUCCUCUUCUGGAACGUCAACCUGUUCAAGCCCAUUCUCAAUUUCAACGCCUCUCUGAGCCCCUUGCCUCUGCUGCCCAAGAAGGUGCAAGAGGUGGACAACUUCCUGGCCAAGGGCCUCCAGUCCAGCAAGUCCUGCAUGGAGCACCAGCAGUGGGCAUACAAGCCGCCAGCAUACAAGCCCCCAGGCCCCAGAGCCAAGGCCGCAACCAGUACCAACCUGCAGCGGAACCUCAUGUCAGCCCCCCCAGUGAUGAAGCGCCCCAGAGACAAGCAGCCAGAGAGGCCCAUGCCCCCACAGAAACCUGUCCACUCUGGAAGCCCCAAGAUGUUAAGAACACCCCACGGCAAACAGUCAAUCAUCAGAGAUGCUCAAAGAGGGGAAUUCCAGAAGAAGAUACUGCUGCAGUCCAAUGCAUCGGUGGAGAAGAUCAUCUUCCUGCAGACCCGGCCUCGGCAGCCCCACAUAGCCGCCCUGCUGAGCAGCUGCAUCGAUGGCCUUAUCUAUGCCUGGUCCACACAUGGGGCUGGCGGCCUGCUGGGGAAGUUCCCUGUGGACUGCCUGAGCGAGGGGGAUGUGGUUGUGGGUGCCAUGGCCACGGACGAGAAGGACUGGAUCCUUGUCACAGGGGACUGCACAGGAUACAUCAAGAUCUGGGACAUCAAGGAUUAUUGCAUGUUCGCUGAUAAGUGGUCACCUCAACCCAGCAGAACAAACAAGUUCCAGUUCUUAAUUCCUGAACAGGUCCAGGUCAACCUCCCACACCACAUCCUCUUGGAGGAGAAGGAGGUUGUGGCUGGCCAGACCAUUUCCCUGGUUCCCCCCAAGCUUCUGAAUGCCUGGAAGGGCCAUUUGGAUAGUGUGGCCGACAUCCUGUAUGUGGAUAGCUUCCAGCUGGUUGUCAGUGGUGGCCAGGACGGUGACGUCAAGGCUUGGAAACUCUCCGGUGACACCAUUGGGACGUUUGGCCUGAGUGUUUGGAAAAGGCUGCAGGAUAUUCAGAUGGUUGGUGAUCUUGAAGUGAGAAAAAGCUUGAAGGAGGAGGCUGGCUCUGCAGAAGCUGCCCAGAAGGCCUUCCGUCCAGAGCUGGAGGAGGAGAGGGCUCUGGCCGAGGCCCUAGUAUACCAGCGGCGGGAACAGGUGGCUCUCAUGGCUCUCCUGAAUGGGAAGGCCACCAGAGAGGCUGAGGCGUGGGCUAAGCUGCAGAAGAUCACCCAGACGUCCCCAUGGGCCAGAGAGCGCUCCCUGGAAGACAUCGAACGCAGCUGGCUCAAGUGGGAGUCCAAGGGCAAGCAGAUAAGCAAAGUUGUGGGAGCAGCGUACAAGCCCAAGGUUCGGUCCCGGAGCCCCCGACUCCUGUCCACUGAAGUGCAGUACGGCUGGAUGAAGCACCAGAUUUCACCUCAGAUCUACCAAAGCCUGCACUUCAACAACCUGUCGCCCACCCACACACCUGACCUCGGGCUGCAUGACAUUCUCGAGCACCAGGGCCCGCACAUGCACCUGGCGGCCCCCUGCAGCCACAAGGACCCGGAUCCUGAUAAGAACACCAGCUCUUCUGCCACCUCCCUCUCCCCCAGCGCCACCCUCUCCGUGACGGCCUCAGGCUCUGACUUCCUGGAGUUGGCCUUGUCCAGCUCCCCCUACCUCCUGUCCUCUCCCUUGGUCCUGUCCCAGGCAAACAGGUAUGUCAUGCAGAGGUCGGUGACUCCCAUGCCUGUUGCCUCAUCCAUCGAACUGCUCUCAAGACCUCUCAAGACCACCCUUCGUUCCUCCAUGAAGAAGAGGUACCACAUCCAGUUCUAAGGUGGCCCACCCUUUCUCCAGCCCCCCAGCACAAGGCUCAGGCCCACGGGCAUCCUGUCUGUCCCUGGCUUAUUACCCCUGCCAGACCCAGAGGUAGAGAUCUUUUCCUAUUGACCUCCUCCUUCACCAGAGUCCUGGAGAAGAAAAUAAAUAUUUGCAGAUAUUGGAGUCCCAUAGGCCAGGAGGCUGGGCUGUGUGUCUCUUGCCCCCUUAGUGUGUCUGUGUUCUGCCUGACAAGGCCCUGGAUGGAUGCAGAGGAGAGUUCCCUUGCCCAGGACACCUGGCGCAGCCUUCUGGCAGGCAAAGCAUAGGGCCGGGGCCUCAGAGGCUCCCUGGUGGUGCUGCGGGUAGGUCAUGCUGCUGGGGUAAGCUGUCUGCUUCUGAUACUUGGUUCGGCCUCAUGGCUAGAGUGAGGUCCAGCAGCCCUUGGGAGGCCGUGGCAGCUGUGUGUCUAUCCUCCUCAGCCGUCAGGCACUCGCCAUAGGGAACUCCACAUUUACAAACGGUUCUGCCUCUCCUGCAAGGGGGUCCCCAAAGCAUGGUGGAGUGCACCUCGGCCUGGCUCUCACUGCUGCUUUGGAUCCAGAUUUUUCUGAGCCAAAGCCCCUUGAUCCUUCUCUUGUGUGCUGCUCUGGGCAGUGUCUGGGGUGGAGAACUCAGCGUGGAUUGU
Mustela lutreola (European mink) is the source of this 4676-nucleotide messenger RNA. It is a transcript of the gene EFCAB8, whose product is annotated as EF-hand calcium binding domain 8. The transcript has 27 exons. Gene Ontology annotation, molecular function: calcium ion binding; protein binding. The coding region runs from base 137 to 4006 and encodes 1289 amino acids. The record is from RefSeq and is a predicted model, not a curated record. Lineage: Eukaryota; Metazoa; Chordata; Mammalia; Carnivora; Mustelidae.